UAGAGCACUAAUUUUAUUAUAGGUAAUAGUACCAAGUUAAUUAUUUUGCUGUUGAAGUAAUUAAUAAUCCAUAAUGAAUGUGACGGCUAUUGAAUAUGAGAAAAAUUCAACCGGUGCUCAGGAAAACGCCAGACAAUUGGUGAGCAAAUUGGUGGCCGACAACAGGGAAUACGAUAUAAUUGUGGACAUGGGUUGCGGAACCGGUUAUAUGACUGAACUUUUGGCCAAAUCGGUGAAACACAACCGCAUUAUUGGUGUUGAUUUUACCGCCGAUUUUCUGUCGUUUGCCGAACAGAACCACAAACCUAUGGAUUCUGUCGAGUAUUUGCUUCAAGACAUGAGCAAAACAUGGGAUGAAAUGAGUCCUGUAGUGAAGGCAUUGGAGUCUAAGGUAUCGCUAAUUGUAAGCAACAGAGCCUUACAUUUCUUUGAGAAUAAGCCGCGACUAAUGCAUGUCAUGAGCCGAUUGUUGGUCAAAAACGGGUCACUUGUGGCCACAUAUCCGUUGACACCGGACCUCAUGUCUCGCAUAACCGAUGAGGAGAAGCGUGCGUUUGGUUUGCAGUCCUUCCGCACGCCGUCGCCAGACCUACAGCUCGACGAUAUGGUCCGCGCGUGUGAGAGCACCGGCUUUCAAGUGCUGGACAAACAACUGUAUCUCUACGAAUGGCACCUUGAUGCUAAAGUAUUUAUUGCUAGGAAACGAUUUCCGCAGAUAUUUGUGCCGUUAAUAUCAUCGGAAGAUAAUCCGGCAAAACAGGCGUUAAUCCAAAACCUGAUGUUUGAUGUGGCGCUCAAUCCAAACGCCCGGCGCCUCAAUCCAGACGCCAUCGCAGAGCUCGGCUCUCCUCCAACCUUUCAAACUGUGUUUUACAUUCCCUUGGUCAAUUUGAAAUGUAUUAAGUUGUAAUUAAUUGACUCACAAUUCAGUUGUCGAUAUUUAAAAUGAAUUUAUUUAGAUUAGAUGUUACCUAAAAAUAGUAUUGCUUAAAAUUAUUAAACUAGAUAAUAUUACUUUGUU
This is a messenger RNA of Medioppia subpectinata, 1021 nucleotides long. NCBI's taxonomy places the organism in Eukaryota, Metazoa, Arthropoda, Arachnida, Sarcoptiformes, Oppiidae. The record is from the annotation of a GenBank genome assembly.